AUGCUGAAUAUGGUCAUAUCCGCUCACAUUCAAUCGCUCGACACUCCAUUAGCAUGCGAAAUUCUGCGCUAUCUUUAUGUAGAUAACGUGCUAAUGACUGCACACAAUGAAGAGAAAGCAGUCCAGAAAAAUCACGAGUCCAAAAAACUUUUCGCUGCACUCGGUAUGAACCUGAGAUCUUUCAUCAGCAAUGCAAGUGCAGUCAACGCACAGCUAGACGAAUCGACGCAGACGAACGCCUUGCGGUCCAAUGAAACUGCUUGGAGUGAGCUACAACCCAAUAGCAGACGUCUUCUCAUUCUCCAAAUUGAACCAAAGUUAACCAAGGAAUGGACCUCCAUCUCCAAGGGGAUGGAUGACGUUCGCAUAGAAGUUCCCAGAAUGAUGCUCCCUCAACAUUGGUGUGACGCGAUACCAGCUGUGGGUCUUUGCCGACGCAAGUAG
Ostertagia ostertagi is the source of this 444-nucleotide messenger RNA. NCBI's taxonomy places the organism in Eukaryota, Metazoa, Nematoda, Chromadorea, Rhabditida, Trichostrongylidae. The record is from the annotation of a GenBank genome assembly.